This is a messenger RNA of Ogataea angusta, 264 nucleotides long. RefSeq lists its product as uncharacterized. Gene Ontology annotation, biological process: mRNA splicing, via spliceosome. Lineage: Eukaryota; Fungi; Ascomycota; Pichiomycetes; Pichiales; Pichiaceae. The record is from RefSeq and is a predicted model, not a curated record. Gene Ontology annotation, cellular component: catalytic step 2 spliceosome; U1 snRNP. The coding region runs from base 1 to 264 and encodes 87 amino acids. The transcript has a single exon. Gene Ontology annotation, molecular function: RNA binding.
AUGUCUUUCCAGCCCAUCAAUCCUAAACCCUAUCUGCAGUCGCUCGUCGGCAAGCCGGUGGUGAUAAAGCUGAAGUUCAACAACAUUGAAUACCACGGAAAGCUGCUUUCCAUAGACAACUACAUGAAUCUUUUGCUGGACAAGGACGUCAAGGAGAUCGACACCGCGGCCGAGACGAGCACGGAUCUCGGCGACGAGCUGUUUGUGCGGUGCAACAACGUCCUCUGGGUAGGCGAGAAACACGACGACGCGCAGGCAGAGUGA